AUGGCUCGAUCGAAAUGCUUUUUUGAUAUCAAUGUUGAAGAUAAACCAUUAGGUCGAAUUCUAUUCCUCCUGUACAAUGAUGUUGUGCCAAAGACAGCGGAAAAUUUUCGUGCUCUUUGCACUGGUGAACGAGGUUAUGGAUACAAAGAUUCAACAUUUCACCGAGUGAUUCCUCAGUUUAUGUUACAAGGUGGUGAUUUCGAACGACACAACGGAACUGGUGGAUAUAGCAUUUAUGGUGGUAAAUUUGAAGAUGAAAAUUUUCAACUCAAACAUGCAAAGGAAGGCUUACUUUCAAUGGCUAAUGCAGGCAAAAACACAAACGGCUCACAAUUCUUUGUUACAACUGUUCAAACGCCCUGGCUUGAUGGCAAGCAUGUUGUCUUCGGUGAAGUGACUGAUGGCAUGGACAUUGUUCGUAAGAUCGAAGCGUUGGGCUCACAAUCAGGCAAAACGCAAAAACGUAUCACUAUUGCUGCGUGUGACAAAGAACGACCGCCACGGCGGUCGUUUCUUUUUCUUCAUCGCGUUUCUAUUUUCUACUUUUUUCACUCGGCUUCAUCACAAACGCACACAUCUAACCAACUUAGAUAA
This is a messenger RNA of Adineta ricciae, 594 nucleotides long. The record is from the annotation of a GenBank genome assembly. Lineage: Eukaryota; Metazoa; Rotifera; Eurotatoria; Adinetida; Adinetidae.